CGAUUCUCGACCCGCCGAUCCCGUGCGGCACGCGCCUGCGCUGCCCGCACCCGUGCACACGGCCGCCGCCGGCGUGUGAGCACCCGCGCUCACCGUACGCGUGCCACGCGGAGGACGCGCGCGGGUGCCCGCCGUGCCCGUUCUUAACGACGAAGCUGUGCGCGUGCAGGAAGCGCACGGUGGACAACGUGCGGUGCGCGCAGGCGCACGAGCGCGUCGGUGUCGGCAGCAGCGGGUGCGGGCGUCUGUUGGGCUGCGGGUUCCAUGUGUGCGAGCGGCUGUGCCAUGGCGGCGAGUGUGUGCGCAGGUGUGCGCGCAGGUGUGCGGCGAGCCGCGCAAGCUGUGCGCGCCCGCGCACCACCUCUACACGCAGCCGUGUCACGCGCCGUUGGCGUGCCAGGAGACCGAGCCGUGCCGCGCGAUCGUGACCGUCGCGUGCUCCUGCGGGCUGCCCGAACAGCCACAAGCUGAUCUCUCUUGCCUCCUUCGUCGAUAAGAUCCGUGCCAUGGAGGGCAUGCUCUCCGAGCACGAAGCCAUCAAUCGCGAAGUCAGCACCCUCCACGAGCUGAUGGAGGAGGAAAAACGCGAAUUAGACAGCCCUUCGACAUCUUCCGUGUCCGAGGAGCGCCUCAAUGCCCUCGCCUCUCAGCUUGAACAGCUCGAAUCUGCGCUCAAGCUCUCGCGCACGCUCCAAGCCCAGCAGGCUGCCGCACAGAGUAUCAUCUCCAUGCUCGAGUCCAAGAUCUCCUCGCUCGAGCCACUCGUCCAGGCGUCGCAGACUAAUAUACAGUCGCAUACCACCGAGGAUGUCGAGGGCCAGUGGAGCGGCGUCCGUGAGGAAUGGGCUGAGGAGCGGGUGCGGAUCAGUAGGGCGCGUGAGGAUUGGGAGGUGCGCGUGCGGGCUGCCGAGGAGGGGUUUGACGGCGCCGUCACGAAGGUGGAUGCCGGGCUCGCGACGCUGCAGCAACACCAACUCAAGGUGAAUGGGAACGCGCGCCACGGUGUCAGGCUCGUCACACCCCCCAGUCCACGCAACAUCUCGUCUGACCCGGGCAAGCGCCAUCGGCGGAAACGAUCGACAAUCUCCCGAGGCCGAUCGCGUUCGCACUCGGCCGAGUCGAACAAGGACGACGGUGGGUACGCGAGCUCAUUCGAGGGCGUGACACUGCUCGAUGACAAGCGCCAGUCAGCUUCCAAAGCACGCACGCGCGUGCCCUGGGCGCAGGAUGAUUCGGAUUCGGACGUGCGUCGUGCAAGUGACGAUGCGAGGAUCAUGUCCUUGAAGCACUAUGCCAUCACCUCAGAGUCGUCGGUCCAGAAGGCAUCGACAGGGUCCACGACGACGAUGACGACGGAAGAUGACGCUGCACAUGCCUCGUCUGCCGCCGCCGCCAAUCUGAAGGGCGCACACCUGGCGCCAAUGGUUCAACAUUUAGCACAGAUGUCGACGACGGUGGGCGUGCUCAUGCUCAGCGUCGCCGCCUUGGCGGUGCUAUGGCGUAUCAAAGGAUAAUAGUUGCCGGGCAAAUCUCACGGUCCUUUUAUUAUGGUUCAAUCCCUGCGGAAGCAUAGAAUCCCAAAAGCAUGGAAUAAAAGUCCGACGAGGCUGGCGCGUCGUACACGCUACCUGCUCGACGCUCGAGGCCGCCACCUCCACGCUUGACGAUGCUGCCGGCUGCCGACUGCAACGCCGUCUCAUCCUAAACACUGCCCCGCUCAGCCGCCUCCUCAUGGCUGCCUCCACGACGCUGAAC
Molecule: messenger RNA, 1755 nt
Organism: Heterobasidion irregulare TC 32-1
Lineage: Eukaryota; Fungi; Basidiomycota; Agaricomycetes; Russulales; Bondarzewiaceae
Exons: 5
Coding region: 507-1514 (335 amino acids)
Source: RefSeq, a predicted model, not a curated record